Messenger RNA from Penaeus vannamei (Pacific white shrimp), 6853 nucleotides. NCBI's taxonomy places the organism in Eukaryota, Metazoa, Arthropoda, Malacostraca, Decapoda, Penaeidae. The record is from RefSeq and is a predicted model, not a curated record.
CCCGAGCUGUGACGAGGCCUGGAAACUACGAGCGGAAAGGAAGAAAUUAUUUUAUAUCUUGUGUGUGUGUCAGACGAAAAAUUGUACCCGACGAGAAAAUAUGGAAGGUUCCCGAAGAUAAGACUAUAACGAAAAUUCCAUAAAAGAAAGACAUUGAGUUUUUAAGAGUGUGAGAUACAACCAUGUGGUCAAGGAUGCUGUUAGUCGCCCUAGCUGCCGUGGGCGUGGCGAUGGUGGCCGCCCAGUCGUCAGGCGAGCGUCUCCUGCUCAUCUACCAGCACGUGGACGCCGUGUGCCCCUGCGUGACCAGCAGAGUCUGCCCGAGAUAUUACGGUUCCUCCCCCUUCGACAUCCGCGAUUACGGCACCCUCCCGCCGUGCCGUCUGUACGGGCGCGUUCGCUGCUGUGACGCCCGUUCCAUCGAUGACUUAGUCGCUCAGGAAAUGCCUCAGGACGAAAUGCAAGGGUCGAGCGGGGCGGAGGGCGCGGCUCUUCCUUUCGGCUCCUUCCUCGGGAGCAACAACGCCUUCAGCAGCCUCCUCUCAGGGCCCUCCUUCUCGGGCUCCGUCUCGCACGCGGGGGCAGUCUCUCACACAGGCGCUGCAUUCAACUCAGGCUCAGCAUUCAACACAGGAUCAGCGAGUAACACAGGAUCUGCUUUUAACACAGGAUCAGCAUUUAACACAGGAUCUGCAAGCAACACUGGCUCUGCUUUUAACACAGGCUCUGCUUUUAACACAGGAUCAGCAAGCACUACUGGCUCUGCACUUAACACAGGCUCUGCUUUUAACACAGGCUCUUCAAGCAACACUGGCUCUGCUUUUAACACAGGAUCAGUAAGCAACACAGGAUCACACAGUCUGCUUUUAAACACAAGCACAGGAUCUGCACAACACUGGCUCUGCUUUAACACAGGAUCAACAACAGGCUCUGCUUUUAACACAGGCUCUGCAAGCAACACUGGCUCUGCUUUUAACACAGGCUCUGCAAGCAACACUGGCUCUGCUUUUAACACAGGCUCUGCUUUUAACACAGGAUCAGCAAGCAACACAGGAUCUGCAAGCAACACAGGCUCUGCUUUUAACACAGGAUCAACAAGCAACACAGGAUCAGCAAGCAACACAGGCUCUGCUUUUAACAUAGGCUCUGCAAGCAACACUGGUUCUGCUUUUAACACAGGCUCUGCAAGCAACACUGGCUCCGCUUUUAACACAGGCUCUGCUUUUAACACGGGAUCAGCAAGCAACACAGGAUCUGCAAGCAACACUGGCUCUGCUUUUAACACAGGCUCUGCAAGCAACACAGGCUCUGCUUUUAACACAGGAUCAGCAAGCACUACUGGCUCUGCACUUAACACAGGCUCUGCUUUUAACACAGGCUCUGCUUUUAACACAGGCUCUGCAAGCAACACUGGCUCUGCUUUUAACACAGGAUCAGCAAGCAACACUGGCUCUGCUUUUAACACAGGAUCAGCAAGCAACACAGGAUCUGCAAGCAACACAGGCUCUGCUUUUAACACAGGAUCAGCAAGCACUACUGGCUCUGCACUUAACACAGGCUCUGCUUUUAACACAGGCUCUGCAAGCAACACAGGCUCUGCUUUUAACACAGGAUCUGCAAGCAACACUGGCUCUGCUUUUAACACAGGAUCUGCAUUUAACACAGGAUCAGCAAGUAACACAGGAUCUGCAAGCAACACUGGCUCAGCACUUAACACAGGUUCAGCUCUCAAUGCAGGCUCAGCAUUUAAUGAAGGCACAGCAAGCAACACAGGCUCCACCAGUCAUUCAGGAUCAGUCAUCCAUACAGGGUCUGUCAUUCACACAGGAUCAAUCGGUAACUUGGGAUCAGCAGGUGGCACAGGCACCGCAUCAGAUGACAUAGAGACACUUGCCCCAGGGGAAGUCGGCAACGCAGGACCAGUGAUCGAUAUCGCAGCUUUGAUAAAUCAACUUCAGCAAGAUUCUUCAACAAAAGCACCAGGAAAUUUGGAACUGACAUCAUAUUUUAGUUCUGGCAGCGCCCAAACGACCAAUACUCAGCAAUCUGCCUUCGAAGGAAUCCCAUCAACGUCGACUUUGAUUCUCAACUACAGACCACUGAGCAGCGGCCUGUUAGCGGGGCAGAUUUCCGGAGAAGUGUCGACAUCUGCAUCCUCUCUGGACCAGUCCGAUAGUGUUCACGCAACCGUCGAAGAAACCGCUGCCAGUGCUACAGAAAGCUCCACCAGUUUGCUGAAUGAACAAAACCUAUCGCUGGCUUCAACCUCUGAUGCAGGCGGUUCCCAGUCUGAGAGUUCUGCGGCCUUUAUGGGAUCUGCUUCUUCAAAUACAGAGGGAUUAGAUGUUAUGUCGUCAGAUAUGAAGUCUGAAUCUGAAAUGGAUAAUGAUGAAUCUUCGACAGAUGAAGAUGAUUUUAAAUUGAAUGAUGACUCCAUAUCAGCCAUUAGCAGUAGUAUGUCUAGCAGCAGUUCCAGCAGUGAGAAAAUGAGUACCAGUAUGUCAAGUACUAGUAGUUUAUCCAGUGCCACUUUUGUCAGUUCCAGCUCAAGUAACGGUCAUUUAGACAACAGUGGUUCAGAGAAUACCAACUCUGGCAACAAUAAUCCAAACACAGUUAAUUCAAGCAGUAAUAGCAAGUACAGUAAUACCAGCUCAACCAGUAGCAGCACAACUAGCAGUAACUCCAGCAGUAUCAGCUCAGCCAGUAGCACUUCAAGUACCAGCACUUUAAGCAGUGGCAGUAACCCCAUCAGUAGCAGCUCUAGUAACAGUAACUUUAGCAGUAGCAGCUCCAGCUUUAGCAGUUCCAGCAGUAGCAGCUCAAGCAGUAGCAGCUACAAUAGUAGUAGUUCAUACAGUUCCAGUUCUGUUAGUGACAGCUCCAGCAAUGAAGACUCAGAGAGUGGAAUAGGUACAGACGGCAGCAGACUCAAUAAUAACACACAUGCUCCUGAUCCAAGAGUAAACAGUGAGAAUUCGGAUGACGAGUCCAGUGAUUCCAAUAGUCACAUCAUUGGUACUGAUUCAAGCAAUGAAGCAUCUGACAGCAGUGAAAGUCUUUCUAGAGAAAAUCCGCACCUUCAUGCCAAUACUUUCCCAGGAAGUGGUCAUACUAUACCCCAGAGCAACACAGACGGUAUUGUUUUGCCAUCGUUAAUACCGAGCAGACUACCAGAUGAUACCAAAAAUGGUGAGUCAGGCGUACCCCUCGGUGUAAGGGGUGUGGGGCCCCUAUCUGCACUUACUGGAUCUUCUGUUUCAUCAGAAUUUGCGUUUGGUCAUCCUUUGACAACAAAGGAAGUCAUAUCAAGCCUUGGGUGGAAUCCUUUCAAAAAGUUGACUCCUCCACCUACAUAUUUUGAAGAUUACAACGCCAUAUUCCCUCCAGCUUUUGGGUUCCAUCAUGAACCCGUGGCUCAGGGACCGUCAUUCGCAGUUGUUGGAACAGAGCUUCCUGGAAGUGAAUGGAGUCCAUUCCAGGGUUCUGUGGAAAGGCCGGGCGAAAAUAACAUUCGAGGGGGUAUCCUGACACAAGGCCUUCCUGUGUCAGGGUCAGCAUCUCCUAUUAAUGUCGUACAACUUCUGCAACGUGAAGAUUUCCGGCCACUGGUAGACGCUCUCGGGCUAGGAUCAGAGGACCUCGUUCACAUAGCGGCCUUACAAGACCCUGAUCUACUCCCUGAGGAUGACUACGACUCUAGGGUAGCUAUUUUGGAAUUUCUUCCACCUGGAGAAGUGGAGUUUAUGGAAACUGACUCUACUUUGCCACAGUUUCUAGGUGCACAGGAUAGCCACCAGAAUCCUGAUACCAUGCCAACCAUCAUAGAAACUCCCUUUGGCAAUUUUCUUGAAGGAACAGUUGUCCUGGACGAUGGGAAACCUGUAACAAGUCAAACGAUCGUCAUACAAGAUGGUGACGCAAGUGAAGUAGCCAAUAUGGGCAUUCCUUUCCCCCUUCUAAACCAAGAGUCAGGCAACCAGUUACCAUCUCUAGACCUCUCCUAUUUGCCACCAUCAUCUUCAUCAGCAACAACUUCUGACUUUAACUUCUUGCAACUUCCUACCAGUCAGGUCUCGUCUUUGGAUCUCUCCUAUCUGCCACCAUCUAGUGAGACUUCUCCAUCAACAGCAACUUCUGACUAUAAUUUCUUGCAAGUUCCUGCAUUUAUAGACUUUGCUAGUUCUCAGAGCACAUCAACACAGACAUCUGAAAAUCAGAGUUCUGAUUCACAAUCUGUCACUGCGUUGAAAGCCCAAGGACAAGAAAUGUCAUCCAUUGUAUCACAAACAGAAGUACAAGAAUCUUCAGAAAUGAAAGAAACCUCAGAAGCACAAGAGCUUUCUGAUUCAGAAAUACAAGAAACUUCUACCUCAGGGAUGCAGGGGACUUCGUUCUUUAUCUCGGAAAUACAGGAAAUGCCUUCAUCUACCUCAGAAGUCCAAGAAGUGUCAUCUUCAGGCAUUCAAGAAGGGUCAUCAUUUACUUCAGAAAUACAGGGAGCCUUGUCAUCUGCUUCAGAAUUACAAGAGACAUCGCAAACAUUACAAGUAGAAGCUUCAUCUACAGGCCAGCAAACACAAGCAGAAUAUUUUGCAAGUGCAAGUUCCACAGACAGUUCACUGUCACAUAGUGAACAAACGCUCCAGACUUUCACCGAGAAAGAGAAACCGUCGGGUGCAGUAUAUACUCUGAACUUUUCUUCCGCUGAUCUGAUUGCUCAGCAGUUCAGUUCUGCUUCGGCUCAUUACCAAGAGCAAGUCUCGUCCAACACUGAUCAUCAACCUUUUUCAUCCUCACUUGCUGCAAUCGAUCAGCAAUCUGUCGGAAGUCUAGAUGUUUCAAAGGAACCAUUUGCCUCUGAAAGCGAAGCGGUAAAUUCUAUGGCCCAAACUCAGGAGGAUGAGCUUAUGCUACAAGAGCCAUUAGAGUCUGUUGAGGUAAAUCCUUCACCACAAUUUUCUCCUUUUCAUCCUCCCGCUGAUGUAGUGUUAGUGGAUGACGACCUCUCAUUAUUAUUCGAAGAAUUACCAGUAAGUGCUGAUGGCAUUAUUCUCGGGCCAGAGGGACCACCAGAUCUCUUUACUCUCGUUGGAGACGACAGGCCGAUAUCAUCCGAGGCCCCUUUCAUCAUGCCUCCUGAAACCCCACUGAAGCUGUCGAACAUCAUGCCCGUUCUCCCCUUUGACGACGGCACUCCCUCUGCUCCCGAGCCUUUUUCAGACAUUCCACCGCUGCCGCUGCAAGACGAGGAAGUGGACGAUGCAGAUAAAUCUAAUGUGGCGCCGUGUAUGCCCACUGACAUGUGCUAUCGUCAGUUUGGUGACCACUCCUUGGACGAGUGUGCUUAUGGACAACAACCUGCUUGCCAUGAAGGGUAUGUUCCCUGUCUGGAUAACUAUACCGGCCAUGUUGAACUCAGCUGCUUUGAGUAUGCCACGCCGCUUAGCACAUUCACAGAAGUAAAUAUCAGCGGCUCCACUGAACAAGAACAAGAUUCAGCGCCCACAGAAGUAUCACAGAAUUCGCAGACAUUGGCCAGUGAGAGUAGUGACAUGGGAAGCUUUUCCUCCUCCGAGGGGUAUAGUUACACACCAGGCUCUGCAGCUGAGGAAGUUCAAAUCAGCAGUCAGAAUGCAGCUCUUGACGGCAUUUUUAACAUCGAGUGUGUCGCCAUCGGGCACUGCAGCCGUCGCUAUGGGUCCUCUCUCACAGACAUAACCGAGUAUGGUUUUCUGGAAAUAUGUCCUGCUGGGAUGGUCCGUUGUCUUGAUGACGUCACCACUUCAUCUGCGACCACCACAGAGACAGGCAGCAGCACAGACAUUGGUCAUCAACCCCAGGGUGGUUCCCAGGCUGCUUACAACUAUCAACAAACAUCCUUCGAGAGUUUCCUGAGUCAAGACCAAUCAUUGCAAGAAGUGGCUCAGGAAGUUCAACAGUUUACUCAACAGCAAGAAGACGUAGAACAUCAAGAGCAUAAUCCACAACAUUCUCAACAACAGCAGACCCAACAUUAUUCACAGUCUCAGCAACAAGGAACACAACAACAGAUUUCUCAGCAGCAAUAUAACCAACAACAAACGCAACAAGGAGGUCAGCAACAAUAUUAUCAGCAACGACCAUACCAACAACAGAAUUCACAACAACAAAACCAACAAUAUUCACAACAUCAAAGCCAACAGCAUUCUCAGCAGCAACAAGCUCAGCAAUACUCACAACACGGACAGGUGCAACAACAGCAUUACCACCACAACCCCACUCACAACUUUCCAGCGCAGCCCCAGACCACCACAACCAACCCGACCACUCAGCAGAGCCAUACCAGCGUCAGCCCCCAGACUCAACCCACCUCUCACUACAACAGUCACUACCAGACGACCCACCAGAGCAGUUCCCAACCCACUGCCCAGCACAGUUCCCAUCACCAAAGUCAAGCCUCCUCGUUUCAUCCUCAGCACCCAUUCCCAUUCUCAGGCGGUUCCUAUUCCUACCAUUCCUACCAGACGCCGAAUUCCUACGUGUACCAUUACUACCCGUCCCGCCCCACCGGCAGAGAGAACAACCAGCCUACCAGCCAACCUUCACCUUCACCUUCACCCAGACUGUGGGAUCUCUCCAUCGCCGGGAAAUUGAAAAAACUCGAGAAAUUCAAGAACCCUUUUCAGUUCUCCCUCUUCGGCUGAGUGAAGCACCUGCGAUAUUCGGGCAUUUUAUGGUGUGAUGUUCCUGCUCCACAGAAUGAUGUUGCAUCUAUUCCUAAUGUGUGAUAUUCUUUUUAUAUAUAUGUGUACUACUGUAUGUGAUGUGCUAUAUUCAUGAUUUUAGGUUAAGGAUCUUAAUAAAGAUUUAU